This is a messenger RNA of Argiope bruennichi, 2344 nucleotides long. Its product is annotated as tectonic-3-like. NCBI's taxonomy places the organism in Eukaryota, Metazoa, Arthropoda, Arachnida, Araneae, Araneidae. The record is from RefSeq and is a predicted model, not a curated record. The coding region runs from base 9 to 1982 and encodes 657 amino acids. Gene Ontology annotation, biological process: cilium assembly. Gene Ontology annotation, cellular component: ciliary transition zone. The transcript is spliced from 2 exons.
UAAAUAUAAUGUUUUCAAAUAUUGUUAAUAUUUUCGAUAGUUUAACUACGAAGUCAUUAUGUAAAACAAUUUUCAUUGUUUUUAUUAAUUACAUCGUCAUUUAUGUUAAGACUGCCGAUCUUUCAGAAAACCUUUCUGAAGAUGCUUUUAAUUAUAGUGAAUAUUUUAAUAACGAAACCACGGAAACAAUAAAUUUUAAUCAAAGUCUUGAAUUAUUUAAUGUUACUAACAUUACGUUUAGCAAUUUAACGGAUGAAACUAACUCAAAUAGUUCUGAUCUUGUUGUUACUGAGGAAAAGACUGAUGUGAAUCAAAAUUAUUUGUCAUUUACUACAUCUGAUGAAGAUAUAUGUUCUUGCGAUUUAAGUACAAAUGUCUGUGAUAUCAACUGCUGCUGCGAUGCAGACUGCAGUGAGGAGGACAUAAAAGUUUUUUCAAAAUGCCUUUUUCAAUCUUUAAAUCCUGAUCCAAAUUAUUGUUACCAGAAUGACAUUAUUUACAGAAAUAAUACAAUUUAUAAAAUGCAAAAGGACCCUGAAAGUUCAUUGUUUUGUAUAAUUCAUGAUAAUCUAAAACGACAUCUUCUUUUCAAAGAGUUACCAACUAUAAAAUCUCAUAGGGAUUUAGAUUUAUUAUUGAAAUAUCAGUCUAAAUAUAUUAAUUCAUGGACAGAUGAACAGAAGCCGGAUGAACCUAUCCUUAAGGAAUUGAAAGCAGGAAGCCCACUUUAUAUUGAUACCAUUUCAGAGGAAUCCAAAAUUUCUAGGAUACCUUGGAGUCUUCCAUCUUCUUGCUUCACUAGAAUGUGUUCUUGCCAUCAUGAAAUAAAAUAUUUGGAAGAUUUUAAUUCACUUUGCUCUCGACAGAUCCAUAACUUAAAAGAUGAAUGUGAAAAAAAUAAAUAUCUAUCUGCAGAAAUUUAUACCAACUUCUGCAUUAAACCACAUACCUUGCUUCAGGGCCUUCAUAAUCGAUUGAAAGAUCUUAUUUUGCAUACCAAAGAAAUUAAUUCAGAUAAUGAGCUCUAUGAACAAGCAAAUUCACUAUGUGUUAGGAAUAAUUUUUUAAAACCACAAUAUUCUACCUUGAAAAACAUUUGUUCCCAAGUUGUCAGUGGAAUUCAUUUCACUGUUAUACAUAAUGGUUUGAGUGGUAUUCAUAAUAUCAAUGUGAAUUUUGAAUACAUUGAUUUAGAUUCCCACACUGAAGCUUUUCUCCAACAUUUCAGCAUCAUUUUUGAAUGGAACAAUACAACAGAUACUAGAAAGAGAAGUGGAAAUCCUGGAUAUCAAGUGGGCCUACCUAUACUUGUAGGAACUAACAAUACAGUACUUCAAUUGGAUGAUAUAUUUGAAAUUAAAAUUGAACCCAAUGGAUUAAGUGUUUUAGAUAAAGAUCAGAAUAGUUUAUGCAGUAAGAACCGUAGAUCCGUGAAAUUCGGCAAAAAUCUAAAAACAGGCUGCAUUUUUACAUUUUCUAAUUUGAUUUGCAAAGAUUUACAGGAACAAAUUCAAAAUAAUCUUCUGGGACCAACUAAAAAACAAGUUUUUAUUGGUGUUUUUGGAAAUGCAAAUGAGAGUAAUAUUGAUGACUGGAUUGAAGCGUACCAUGAGUAUUCCGAAAUACCUCACUCAAACAAAACUUGUCCUGUAAUCACAGAUUUGAGAAUCAAUGUUGUUUAUGCAGCUGUAGGGACAGUAGUUAAUCCUCAGUUUAAAAUCCUUGGUGUGGGUUAUCAUUAUGGAAAACCAAAAAUAGUUGAUUUACCUUGUUCAGCAUGUCCUUAUUUAAAGCUUUCAACUUCUGUUUCAUUCUUUGAUGUUACUGAACCAGCAAUUGCUCAUUAUCCUAAAGCUCCAUCCAUCAAAAUUAAUUUACCAAAUGAUUUCUUUUACCCAUUUCUUUAUGGAAAAGGGAUAAAACACACAGUUAAUAUAAAUCUAGUAAUCAUGUUUCUGUUUAUUUUUAUUAUAAUAGCAUAAUUUGCUACCAGAUUCAAAAAUGAACCACUUUAAAUGCACAAUAUAGAUAUAUUUAUAACGAAAUUCAUCAUCACCGUAAACAAAUCUGCACUAAGUCAUCGUAUUAAUAAACUUUUAUUUUUGUUAUUGAAUAUAUGUAGACUAUGUUAUUUUGAGAAUUUCAAUGUUUUUCUCCAUAAAACUACUUACUGUUAUUCUCUACAGUUUUAUGAUUUUUGAGAUUACUGGAAAUUACUCAAUUCUAUGCAUCAAUCACUUUGCAAGCCCAAAUGCAAUUUUAUCUUAAAUUUUAUAUAGAAGUACUAGUCAUUUUGAAUGUGUCAUAUUUUUGCAGCUAUUUUAAUAAAGACUUUUUUUUUAUC